Messenger RNA from Chaetomium strumarium, 885 nucleotides. RefSeq lists its product as uncharacterized. The record is from RefSeq and is a predicted model, not a curated record. Bases 1 to 885 code for a protein of 294 amino acids. Gene Ontology annotation, molecular function: DNA binding, bending. The transcript is spliced from 2 exons. NCBI's taxonomy places the organism in Eukaryota, Fungi, Ascomycota, Sordariomycetes, Sordariales, Chaetomiaceae.
AUGGAUGAUCUUACUGACACUAGCUCUUCCCUGUAUCCAGCCAGCGCCCCUCCUUCGCUCCCUCCUUCGGUCGAGGAAGCGUAUCGCCGAAAAUGCAUCCAGCUUAAGCAGCGGACAAGCGAAGUUGAAGAAGCCAACGAUGCCGCACGACUGCGGCUCGCGCGCCUCAAACGCCAGGUUGAGAAGAUGCGGUUAGAGCGAGCCUUCCUGCUGGAGCAGCUCGCCAAGCGGACAAGCACGAAUGUGGAGGAUUCAGACGGCAGCCCGAGCCCACCGCCGACACCUAAGGAGAAGCCGCUGCGUAUUAAGCGUGGACAUCGGAAGCCCUCGGUGUUCACCAACCUUGAAGCGCCAUCCUCUGUCAGCACGGGGGGCGCGGGAUCGACCUUUAUAAGCCAGAACCUCUUGCUCCAGUCGCCCAGCUCAGACGCGUUUUCCGGCACGCAGCUGGGGGAUAGCAAGGCCAACGGCGUUCAUAAAGGUCCGCCCAAGAAGCCCGGGAACGCGUUCGAUUUGUACUGCAAUGAUACUAGGCCGUCGCUGAAAGACAAGGCCGCGGAAGGCAGUACCAACACGGAGGAAGAGCUCUCGCGCCGAUGGAAGGACCUGCCGGAGAGCCAGCGCGAGGAGUAUCAGAAUCUCGCCGACCGGCAGAUGGCCGAGUACGAGAAGGAGAAGGACGCGUACGACGCCGAGGCCAAGGCGUCGUCAGAUAGCGCGAAGACGGAUGAGGGGAACGGCAAGGCCGAUUCCACCGAUCCAGAACGGCCCCGGGGCGCUUCGGCGGGUGGUGAGGGGCGCAAUGUAUCACGACAGCAGGACGAUGUGGAGAUGACGAAUUACGACACAGACCAGGAGACGCAGGGAGAGAAGCCCGACGAGUAG